This is a messenger RNA of Megalops cyprinoides (Indo-Pacific tarpon), 687 nucleotides long. RefSeq names its product prolactin 2 (gene prl2). The record is from RefSeq and is a predicted model, not a curated record. Gene Ontology annotation, molecular function: hormone activity. Gene Ontology annotation, cellular component: extracellular region. NCBI's taxonomy places the organism in Eukaryota, Metazoa, Chordata, Actinopteri, Elopiformes, Megalopidae. The transcript has 5 exons. Gene Ontology annotation, biological process: positive regulation of receptor signaling pathway via JAK-STAT; response to nutrient levels. Bases 1 to 687 code for a protein of 228 amino acids.
AUGUCCAGGGAACUGAAGCACGUGUCAGUGCUGUUCCUCAUUCUUAUAUGCCGGGACCUACGUGUCAUAGUUCACUCAGUGCCCAUCUGCACCGAUGGGCAUGCAGGGUGCCAGCCCGUGUCCUUGGCGGAUCUUUUUGACAGAGUAAUCCAGCAUUCUGCCAGGAUGCACGACCUCUCCAGUGAUCUGCACUCAGAGUUUGAGCAAUACUCUCUCCCCAGUAAAAACCAUGUUGGCAGAAUCAACCGCAAAUGUCACACUUCCGACAUACUAACACCUAAUGGCAAAGAGAAUGCCCAGAGCCUGGCAAGGGAGGAACUGACAGAGGUAAUUCUUCGGCUCUUGAUGGCUUGGCGAGACCCUCUGUCACAGUUCCAGCAGAGCAUGGAAGACCAUCAGGACAUCGAUGGCUUCAGCGGUGACAAGGCGCGGGCAAUGAGCGAAAUGGCUCAUGAGCUGAAGGAGGGGGUUGAGAAAGUGGCGGAAAAGAUGCAGCUCCUGGGCAUGAUCGGCAACUCCCUGGGGGGUCUGUCCUCAGCCGAAGCCCUGCCGCCCUCCUCCGCCAGCGGGGAAACGCGCUCCAUGAGCGACUACGACCUGCUGCACUGCUUCCGCAGGGACUCCAGCAAAGUGCAGAGUUACCUGAGAAUCCUCAAGUGCAGGAUCAUCCCUGAACACGAGUGUUAA